This is a messenger RNA of Diaporthe amygdali, 1593 nucleotides long. Its product is annotated as RING-7 protein. NCBI's taxonomy places the organism in Eukaryota, Fungi, Ascomycota, Sordariomycetes, Diaporthales, Diaporthaceae. The coding region runs from base 1 to 1593 and encodes 530 amino acids. The transcript has 3 exons. The record is from RefSeq and is a predicted model, not a curated record.
AUGGGCCGACACUGGGUCUUUGCAGUACUAUUGGCCGUCGUCAACGUUCAAUGCGCGAUAUCCGACAUGGCUGGCACGUACACGAUGACCGAGGUUCUCGACUGGCAGCGGAAGUCUGAGAUGCAAUUGUUGAUAUCAGCGUCGGAGGGAGAUCCCGUUCCGCUGUCUUACACUGUCAUACCAUUGACAACCAACCUCGGCCUGAAUGAGUCGCAGCUUGUUCGAGGGCGAGUCAACAUUGAGGGGAAGAUGGUUGCCGCCGAUGCGAGCAACUACGCCAGCAUCAGUGGUUCGGAUGUUAUCCCGUACCUCUCUUGUGACCAGACCAACAACUCGUUCCUGGAUCCAAACGCCGUUCUGAACGCCCUCAUGAGCAAUAACCCACAGCCAGCGGCUAUCCUCCUGUACAGCCAACAAGGCAUGUGCUGCGGGCUGACUGGCCAGAACCUCAAUUUCAACGCCAUCUUGACCAUGUCGGAUGAACAAGCUGCUUCUCAGACUUUGGUCAUGGCCAACAUGUCGGAAGGAAAUGCACGAGCCCAGAUCUCUGGCAACUUCACCGAUACUGCCCAGAACGACAGCGCUGGCCAGCAGGGCGGAAACAACUCGGCUGUUGCUAUGAGCAUCCUAUACAGCAUCACCGGACUCAUCACACUUUUGUUCCUCAUCAUCAUCGCUACUGGCGCCAUACGAGCGCAUAGGUAUCCUGAGAGAUACGGCCCCCGCAACGGGUUUGGUGGGAGGCCAAGGCAGAGUCGUGCGAAGGGGCUGGCUCGCGCUGUGCUCGAGACCCUGCCCAUUGUCAAGUUCGGAGACUCUCAACCAAAACCUGAUCCCAAUCUUGAGCUCGAAAAUGCCGCGUCGCAGCAGACAAAUGGGAACAUUGCGGAUCGUCAGUCACCGGAGAACGGCUCAAAUCGCCAUCUGUCUACUAUUCCUGAGAGCCCUCUUGCUUCUCCUGUCCCGCCAGCCGCCUCAGGCGCUCUUGGGCCAGGGUCAGACUCCGAGGCAGACGCUGCAGGGACUAGCAGCGUUGCUCAUCGCGGCACAGACAACACAGGUGGUGGCACCCAGAAUGAUGAAGGACUGGGUUGCUCAAUUUGUACCGAGGACUUUACUGUUGGGGAAGACGUCCGCGUGCUUCCCUGCAACCACAAAUUCCACCCACCAUGUGUCGACCCUUGGCUGGUUAAUGUAUCGGGCACCUGCCCGCUCUGUCGGCUUGACCUACGCCCGGAGCAAGCCGAAGGCGGUACUGAUGAACACAACGAGAACAGUGAGGCUCCGCCACUAGGCGCGGAUGUGAACGACACAACAGAAUCCUCGAACUCUUCCCGACGUCGGUCUAGGCUCUUUGAUCUGCACCGACUUCGGCACGCUACUGUCGAGGAACGUAUCGAGGUCCUUCGACGGUACCGGACAGAGCAACGUUCAGGAUCAGCCGCGAGCAACGAGGAAGAAGGUCGUGACCGGUCUGGACUGACCAACCGACUAAGGGAUAGGUUCCGUAUCAGGACGCGAGCUGUGCAACGCUCUUCCGACAGGUCAGGAAGCUCACCAUCAACGAUCACUGCGACUGCGAACCAGAGUUAG